AGUAAACUAUGAUGGUUCUGGGGAAGUACUCGCCUUCCCGAUAACUCGUAAAUGGUUUGUUGUUGCCAUCGUGUCCAUUGAUUCUGUGAUGCUUUCUCCUUUUUUGAAGCAUUUUGACGCUUGAAUCCCGGCCCAGGUGCAGAGUGGAGUGCAUAACACUCUCUAGGAUAUGGCAGAAUUAGAAGAUGAAUUAAUUGGAGAGGGUUUAGAUUAUGAAUAUGAUCUGGAUGAAGAGGAAGAAGAAGCUCUCUUGGCUGGUGAAGAUCCAUCUCAGGAGGUUGCAGUUGAAGAUAUCAUUGAAUUAAGGGUUGAGGAGGAAUUUGAAGAUGAUGAAAAUGGCCAAAUUAGUCACACAAAAAAUGUUCAUAGCAGAUUACAGACAACAGAAUCAGUUUACGAAGAGGAAGAAAUUCAAGAGCAUCAUAAUGACUCCUCAAUGGUUGCUGUAGAGGAAGUUCAUGAAGAAACUCAGAAUAUAGUAGAAGUGGAAGAGGAAGAGGAGGAGGAGGAAGAAGAGGAGGAAGAGGAUGACGAAGGAAGAGGGCGGGAUCGGUUCAAGAGUGAGCGCUCUAAGAUCUCCCUCGCCAGUACAACUGUGGAGCGCAUUAUUCCGGAUUCUUUAGAUGAAGUGAAAGUGAAAAAGCCUGAGUUCAGAGACAACCGACGAGGCCGUGGCCAAAGAGGAAGUUGGGGUCGAGAUAGAGGAGGGUUUCGAGGCGGACCCAGAGGUGGACCAAGAGGUGGACCAAGAGGUGGACCUAGAGGUGGACCAAGAGGUGGUCCAAGAGGUGGUCCAAGAGGUGGAAUGAUGCCUCAAGGAAGUCCUCGAGGAUGGCCCGGCCCUCGUCCUAUGAAUAUCCACCCUUGGGAUUGUCCACCACUUAUUCUGAACCCACAGAUGAGAAUGUCGCAGCCCAAUAUGCCUAUUCCCAGAAAUGGACCGCCUAUGAUGACUCGACCACAGCUACCUAUGGUGACCCUACCUGGGACAAUGCAACGAGGACCAACUCCUCAGCUGAAUAAUCCUAAUUUUCCACCGUUUCCUAAUAGAAGUGGCUCACAGUGGAGUACAGGAAUCGUUCCCUAUGGGGCUGGUGCAAUACUUUCGCAAUUGGUGAGUGGGGCUCAGCUGCCACCACAAGAAGAUUUACGAACCUCUCUCAAAAGGCGUUCAGGUGGGGAUCCCACCGACAUAAGUCCCCCUAAGCACUUGAGGAUGAUUCCAAAUCAUGUCAACACACAACAUUCAGUGGCUAGAAAAAAGCUUCAUGGUGCAUUGAAUAGGCAGCGAGGUGGACUGUUAAAAAAGGGCCCCAUUUCUAGUAGGCUGUCUAUGCCUGGUACCAAUAACAAUCCUAAUUUGACAACUAUCCAAACAGUGGACAUCACUCCUGUUCAAAAGCAAAACCAAGUAAACAAUCCACAGCAGAAUCAAAGAAACCAGCAUCAAAACCAGGGACUCCAACAACAAAACCAGGGACACCAGCAGCAAAACCAGGGACACCAGCAACAAAAUCAAGGAUAUCAGCAACAAAAUCAAGGACACCAGCAACAAAACCAAGGAUAUCAGCAACAAAAUCAAGGACACCUGCAACAAAACCAGGGAAAUCAGCAACAAAACCAGGGAAAUCAGCCACAAAACCAAGGACACCAGCAACAAAAUGUGGGAAAUAAACAGCAGCAGCAGAAUCAGAAUCUAGGAAAUAAGAUUCGGCAAAACCAAGGAAGCCAACAACACAAUUUAGGAAAUAGACUGCAACAAAAUCAAGGGAAUAAGCAGCAGCAGCAGCAACAGAACCAAGGAAAUAAACAGCUACAAAAUCAAGGAAAUGUCCAGCAAAAAGCUCAAGGAAAUAAACAACCACCAAAUCAAGGAAAUAAACAGCAACAAAUUCUAGGAAACAAGGAGGCAAAUGCAUCUGCCAGAGAGCCAGUUAAACAAGCAAAACCAUUUGAAAAAGUAAAAAUCCUAGAUCCUAGUGAAGAUAGUGAAUAUCAACGAAAGAUGCUUCAGCAAAAGCAGCUAAGAGAACAAAUUCUGGCUAAAAAGGAGGCACGGAGAAAAGCUGCCGCAGCAAUUAUGGCAAAUGAGAUUGCAUCAAGGAAAGCAAAACAAGAGAAAGAAAAUAAUAAGAAAGCUGAUGAACAGCAGCAGAAUGAACAGGUUGCACAAGAGCAGCAGCAAUCUAAGCAACAUCUACUAUCCAGAAGAGUGAAAGGCCCUGGUGUAGCAAAUACUAUGCAGUCCCAUCAACAAGGCAAUCUUCACAUGCCUGCCCCACAGCAAAACCAACAAAGACCUCGCUUUAUGAGGCCACGAAUGCCAACAGGGCAGCAACAAAGUGGGCCCCGUCCUCUUAAUCAGAAUCGCUUUCGUAGAGGGCUGGGACCUCUAGAUCGAUCACACCAGGAGCAGCAGAUGAAUCGACCACGUGAUAACACUGGAUAUCAAAUGAGGUUACCACCUCCAACAUUCAGUGAACCUCCACCGAGUAACACAGAUUCUGUGUAUUCACAAGAGUCUCAUCGGCAUCAACAAUUUAAUCAACAGCAUCAACCAGGACACCACUUUCAUCAAGGUCCACCACAGGAUUUGUCACCUCACCAGCAUGGGCCCCCACUGCAGCGUCACUUGCCACCACCUCAUCAACCACCACCUCAUCAACCAUUACCACAUCAACCACCACCACCACUUCAUAGCCAGCCCCCUCUCCACUCCCAGCCUCCCCCAGCACAUCAUCUCCAGCCCCCACCAUCCCAGCAGCAUCAUCAGCCUCAACAUCAUCAACAUAUUGAACCACAACACCACCAUCCACCACCAUCACAUCAGCACCCAUCUGAUUUGCAGCUCCAUUCUAACGUACAGCCUAGUCUCCCUCCCCCACAACAACAUGGACCUCCACCCCACAUUCAGAGCCCUAUUAGGCCCUCCCACACUGCUCCCCACAACACACACGUCCCUCCUCCAGAGUUUCAUCCUAGACCAUCAGUUACUCAUCAUGAUCAAUACCCAGCCCAACUUGAUACAUUUCCCCCAAGAGGUCCACCUCCUGUUCUCACUCAUGAUGAAAGUGGUAAUCAUGAUUAUAAUACUGAACACCAAUAUAAUGAACCUCCUCCAUCUUGGGAUAAUCGUUCACAAUCAUACACAGAUUACAGUAAAGGCUCCAGUGAAUCUUACGAUGAUGAUUAUUACCAGGAGGGCCAAAAUGUAGAUACAGAUAAUAUAUAUCAGGGUGUGUAUGGCCAGUAUCCAGAAUACAAUGCAACUUCUGAAGGGUAUAGCAGUAAUUAUCAAAAGCACCAGCAGUAUGAUGAUGAAUAUCCAAAUCAGUAUCAACAAGAAGAGUACAGUGAAGGUUAUGAAGAUUAUCAAGAUCAACAUAACUCUGAAGGUAUAGGGAUAAACAAGGGUGUUAGAAGCAGACUAGCUGGACGCCUGUCUUUCAACCACAAUCCUCAUCAUCUUCAGGUUAAAGUAAUGCAGUCAUCUCCACAAGAGCCAGUAACAUCUGUUACUCAUAACCAAGUUGGACAAAAAAUCCAGACAGUUCAAAGACAGACUGGGAAAAUUUCACGGAAAUUUCGUAGAAUCACUCGAAAGAACAUAAAGGGCGAUGUAGUGUCUGUUAAAAAGAUUCCUGUUGAUGAAGAAGGUAACCAGAUUGGCCCACCAAUAACAGAAUUUGAUAUCAGCGACUUAGUCACAGAUGGAAUGGAUAAUCCAACAUCUUUAUUUAAUCAACAGCAACAACGUGUACCUGUAGUCAAGACCUUGCGACAAAUAGUAAGAAAGGUGCCAGUUUCUCAGCAACAACAGCAACAGCAGUCACAAUCUCAAAUCAAGCUAAGGGAUGCUCCACAGAUUAGUCAGUCCACACAACAGCAGCAGCAGCAGCAGCAGCAGCAGCAGCAACAGCAACAACAGCAGCAACAGCAGCAACAACAGCAACAAGUUAAAUUUGUAAAGAGGACAGUUGUUUCUUCAGAUGUGUCAUCACAGUCAAAUACAGCAGGUCGGCGCAUAGUGACAGCAGGCACACAGCAGUCAGUGAGUGGUGGAGUUGUGCAUCGCCCAGGUGGUGGCAUUCGUCGGGUAAUCAGUUCAACCUCCUCGUCUAAAUCAGCUGAUGGACAUGACCUACCCACUGUCCAGCUAUGUGAUUUGCCAACCAAUCUCACUUUGUCAGAUAUCAAUCAAAUGGUGGCUAAUGCAGGGGUAGGGCAACCUUUGAGUGUUGACUAUGUGCCGGGUUCUCAGGAGUGCAUUAUAACAUUUAGAGUGCCAGAAGUUGCAGCAAAAUUCUACCAGAAAAUUAACAGGAGAAUGGUAAAUAUGUCAUUCAUAAGAGCAAAGAUGAUUCUGUAAGAGCUUUUUUUUUUUUUUAAGUGAUCUCGCCAUUUAGAUUGUCUAAAUAUUAGCAUUUUUUAUUAUUCAAGGUUGUUUCAAACCAAUAUGGUUUUCUAAGCACUAAGGCAUUUUGGAGAUAUUUAAGAAUUUUUAUUCAAUAUUGAAGCUGUUUUGUUCAAGUUCCCAUUUUAUUUAAAAAAUUUGGAGUAAAAUCAGGAAUUAUGUGGCAUUAGUUGCAAUUAUUCAGAUGUCUGUCCACCAGUAUAUUUGAUGCCUUGGUCCUAUGAAUUGUUCCAUGAAGCAGGGUGGCAUAUACAAGGUAUAGGCAAAAUUUGAUUUUAACUUUUAUAUGGAACUUAUCUCAUGUAGCUGUAAACUGUUGGCGUGUAAGUUUUUUUUCAGUACAUUGGGUGUCUCCCACCGAGGCAGGGCAACCCAAAAAAGAAAGAAACACUUUCACCAUCAUUCAAUACUUUGCUCUUCAUUGGAUAUGAAAUGAAAUACACUACUUACUAUUAAUUUUGUUUUUCAACAAACUUUAGGUUAGUCAGGCUUUGUUCCCAUACAUGGUUCAUAGCUUUAUUGUAAGUUCUUACUGUAGUAAGUCAUUGAUUUGAAAUAGCUAUUGUAAGUGAUGAUUACUUUCCUACUAGUUACUUUAAACAAUCAGGAUAAAGGCAUAUAAUGGUAUGAGUCAUGUUGUAGAAUCUAAUUGUAUGUUUAGCUGAUUUUGUUAAUGGAUUUAUUUAGAAGUUAUAACCACUAAACAACUUCUGUCAUCACGAAAGACAACAGCUUUAUGGAAAAAUAAUUAUGCACAAAAUUACCUGAAAGGCACUGUAGCAACUCUGCCCUACCUCUCACCACUCUGCCACCAUGGGAAAUAAAAUUAAUUUUCUGCAUUGUGUCUGCUGAUGAGCAUCCCUGCUGUCAUUGUGCUGCCACCUGUUAUUAUUUGGCUGUAUUUCAUGUACCUAGAGAGAAGCAGAAUUUAAAAUAUUACAUAUUGAUAUUGUAUAGUGAUCCAAAUUAUAGUUUGAUGAACACACAACCUGUAUAUGUACCUUGAUUGUAUAUAUGGAACAAUUAGUGUUAUGAAGUCCUCUCUAUUGGAUGAUAUUUCUUUAGGAGGUUUACAUGUGGAAAGUCACCCAUUUGAGGGAAUUUUCAUAACAUUAUCUGUCGCAAACGCUUUAAGAGGAACACUUGAUAAGAGCACUUGCCAUAAUUUAUGUUGCCAUUGACCCUCGUAUAUGGGUAUGGUUGGUGCCAGUUUGAUGAUGGUUGUGUAGCUGGUAUUGUCCUGUAAAUUAUGUGUUACUUCAAGAUGUGUGUACUUUUUAUGAUUUAUGGGGCAAUAGGCUAAUAACCAUGCCAUGCUGAGCACCUUUCUUGCUGGAGAUAUUAAUAUAGAUUUGUUAAUCUACUGUUAUUCAUGAUUUUUAAGAACUUAAACCAUCUUUGGGCAGAUAGUCAUAGCUGUAGAAUACUGUUGAUACCAUUUUAAUCUGUAGAUCCAGCAAAUAGGGGCAAGUGUUGAUUAUAUUGUAUUUUCUACAUUCAAAGCAAAACAUGUUUUUGAAAACAUCUUGCAACUUUGGAGGAGUCGAGAUUAUGCUUCUCAGUCUUAAUUUGUUGCUGUAGUUGCUGUGUUUCUGCCAUGGCUCAUUAUAAUUAUUAUACUGUCCUUGUGUUACAACUGGCUGCUGCUGCUGUGCUGUUUUUCGGGAGGCAAGGAAAACUGGAAAUAACUUUUAUGUAAUUUAAUUAUUUGUAAUGCUAUAGAGACGUGUUUUCUAAAAGAUAGAAAUAAGUCAGUCACAUCAAUGUUCACACUAAGGUGGUGUAUUGUGCACCUUACAACCAAAUGCCUACUUCAGAAAAUGGUCAUUAUUUACAUGCUGCAAUAACAAUAACCCAGUUGUCUUGUGUUGAUAAUUAUAGUAGAGUAAUACUAUAACAAUAGGUUAGUUCUGUAAAGCUUCCUCAUGUUUUUACUGUUAUUAAGGCUGAAGUUUUAUCACAAAGAACUUAAAAAUGCUAUAGAGCAACAGCUUCUCUGUUACUAUUGCCAUUAACAUUUCUAGUGACAAUAUGAAAAUUUCAUUGUCUCAGAUAGCAGUGAUGAUAUAUUCCAGCUGUCUCAGAUAGCAGUGAUGGUACACUCCAACUGUAUCAGAGAGCAGUGAUGGUACACCCCAAUUAUCUCAGAUAGCAGUGAUGGUAUACUCCAGCUGUCUCAGAGAGCAGUGAUGGUACACUCCAACUGCCUCAGAUAGCAGUGAUGGUACACUCCAACUGCCUCAGAUAGCAGUGAUGGUACACUCCAACUGCCUCAGAUAGCAGUGAUGGUACACUCCAACUGUAUCAGAGAGCAGUAUGGUACACUCCAACUGUCUCGGAUAGCAUUUAUGGUAUGCUCCAACUGUAUCAGAGAGCAGUGAUGGUACACUCCAAUUGUCUCGGAUAGCAGUGAUGGUACAUCCCAGCUGUCUUUGAUAUCAGUGAUGGUACACUCCAACUGUCUUGGAUAGCAGUGAUGGUGCACUCCAGCUGCAAAAUUUUCCAGUGUUUGAGGUUUAGCAUUUUAUGAAUACAUUGUAUUUGAGCAGUAUGCAUACAUAGAAAUAUAUAUUAUAUUUAGCAAGUGUAUAAGUGUUGUUGGUGUGAUAUUAAAGACACACAUGCA
Cherax quadricarinatus is the source of this 7040-nucleotide messenger RNA. Its product is annotated as RNA-binding protein 33. Lineage: Eukaryota; Metazoa; Arthropoda; Malacostraca; Decapoda; Parastacidae. The record is from RefSeq and is a predicted model, not a curated record. Gene Ontology annotation, molecular function: RNA binding.